AUGGCUGCCAACGCACGCGUUUCCGGACUCUCCGCGCUCCUGCUGAUGGCGGCAUUCCUCUUGAUCCAGAAUCUCACCUUCGUCUCGCCCUCUCCGGCCCUUCGCGCGCAGCGCUCGGUGACCGUUUUCCGGCAGGCGACCGCCUCUGCGGACACCGCCGAGAAGGUUGCCGAGGUCAUUGCGGAGCAGCUGGGUGUCGAGAAGGACAAGGUCACCCGAGAGGCCACGCUUUCCGAGCUCGGUGCAGACUCGCUGGACAUCGUCGAGUCUGUGAUGGCCCUGGAAGAGGCGUUCGACAUCGAACUACCGGACGAGGAGACGACGCCGCUGAAGAACUGCGGGGACGUGAUGGACCUCAUCCAGAGCAAGCUCUGA
Symbiodinium sp. CCMP2456 is the source of this 375-nucleotide messenger RNA. Lineage: Eukaryota; Dinophyceae; Suessiales; Symbiodiniaceae. The record is from the annotation of a GenBank genome assembly.